AGUGACAACUCGGAGGAAGCGGGAACUCCACCAGCCUCUGUUUGAUUUGUCUCCACGCUGGAACAUCUACUGCUGGGAAAAAUUCAAAGCUUCACAUAUGGCGUGUGAGAAAGAAAUAUGGCAAAAGAUCGGAGAGGGCUUUGUCCAGGAAUAUUAUAACCAGUUUGACAAUACCAACAGGAUGGGACUUGGGAACCUAUAUGCUCCUGAGGCCUGUUUGACAUGGGAAGGAUCACCUUUUCAAGGAAGAGAAGCCAUCACUGGCAAGCUAGCAAACCUGCCUUUCAAGCGUAUUAAGCACAUUAUCACAGAACAAGACUUCCAACCAACAAUAGACAGUUGUAUCCUCAUCAUGGUGUUUGGACAGCUACAGGUAGAUGAUGAUCCACCAAUGGCCUUCCAUCAAGUGUUUAUGCUGAAGUCCCAAAACUGUGCGUGGGCGUGCACAAAUGAUGUGUUUCGGUUGGGAAUACACAACAUACCAGUGUAAAAAAAAAAUAAAUAUCUGGGUUUACUGGCUCACACACAUUGAGGUCCAGCUUUGAAUUUAUACUGUAGACAAAUUUGAAAACAGGGAAUUGUAUGUAAAGUUCCUCCAUGUUUACAACACAUCAUUAAGCAUGCUUUUUUUUUUUUUGUAGUAGAUAUGUCAUUUGCCAAAUCACAUUCCUAUCCAACUAAAGAAUUUAUGACUCUGGA
Molecule: messenger RNA, 699 nt
Organism: Stegastes partitus (bicolor damselfish)
Lineage: Eukaryota; Metazoa; Chordata; Actinopteri; Pomacentridae
Product: nuclear transport factor 2-like
Exons: 5
Coding region: 98-490 (130 amino acids)
Biological process (GO): nucleocytoplasmic transport
Source: RefSeq, a predicted model, not a curated record